This is a messenger RNA of Cucumis sativus (cucumber), 1642 nucleotides long. Its product is annotated as CAX-interacting protein 4. Gene Ontology annotation, molecular function: zinc ion binding; nucleic acid binding. NCBI's taxonomy places the organism in Eukaryota, Viridiplantae, Streptophyta, Magnoliopsida, Cucurbitales, Cucurbitaceae. Bases 346 to 1278 code for a protein of 310 amino acids. The transcript has 3 exons. The record is from RefSeq and is a predicted model, not a curated record.
UUGGCAUUUUAAAAAAGUGAAUAAAUUACGGAAGAACAAAAGGGAAGGUUUUCAACUUUCCUUACGUCUCUCGAAACUACCAGCGUCAGAACUCACAAAACCCUUUGAUUUUCCGAUUGGAAGGCUCAAGGCUCUUCUUCGUCUCCGCCCUUCUCCGACGGCCACCGCACGCCUAAUCUAAGGUCUAACCUUUGCGGUCGGUCAUUCGUCACUGUCGUACUAGAAAUCCGAUCUGGAAUUGGAACUAGGGCUUAAUUGGGGAAAUUUGUUCGGUCUGCAAACUAUAGGCAUUUAACCUUCCAGCAGCUUUCGUUUCUCAAGUGUUUUGAUCCUUAAGCUUUCAAGAUGCCAGCCACAGCUGGAAGGGUUCGCAUGCCUGCGAACAAUAGGGUACACAGUAGUGCUGCUCUACAGACUCACGGUAUAUGGCAAAGUGCAAUUGGAUAUGACCCAUAUGCACCAAACAAGGAUGAUAACAAGAAUGCUGCCCAGCAAAACACAGCUAGCUCUGAGCCAGAUGCAGAGAACGCAUAUGCUAGCUUUCAGGGUCUUCUUGCACUUGCUCGCAUAACUGGUUCCAAUGCCAAUGAGGUUCGUGGUGCUUGCAAGAGAUGUGGUCGCGUUGGGCACCUUAGUUUUCAGUGCCGGAAUUUCUUAAGUGUUAAGAAUGACAAGGAGAAAGACCCUGAAGCUAUUCAAGCUGAUGUCAUGUCGGAACUAGAUAAAUUAAAAGGAGGUAAAGGAAAAGUUGAAAGUGAGGAGGAGAGUGAAGAGGAAGAGAGUGAAAGUUCUGAUUCAGAUGCUGACUCAGAAAUUGAAAGGAUUAUUGCUGAAAGAGAAGGGAAAAGAAAUAGUAAGAAAAGAUCAUUGAAAAGAAAGGAUGAUUCGGUUGAUGAUGCAUCAGGUUCAGAUUCAAGAGAGAAGAAGAGGGGGAGGUCUAAAAGGAGGAGCAGAAGAGAUUCCAAUGAUUCAGAUGACAGCAGAAGGAAGAGGAGAAAGGAGAAGCACAGGAAAAGAGACGAUUCAUCGGAUGAGGAUGAAAAACAUAGGCGACAUCAUAGGAAGAGUAGAAAAGAGAAAAGAAGGAGAAGAAGCCAUAGAUAUUCGGAUGAUUCAGAUUCUGAUACAUCUGAGGAAACUCAUGGAAGGCACAAACACAAGAGUAGGAAGGCUGCAUCGUUAACUGAUUCUGAAGCUAGCAGCUCUGAUGAUACAAGGGGCAGGGCAAGGAAGCGUUCUGAGAAGAGAAGCAGGAAACAUCGUUAUGAGGAUGAAUAGACCAAGCAUAAUGCUAGUGGGAGAUGACAUGGAUAUUGUGAUCCUUUCUGGUUGCUGUGGAUUUUCGAUUUACCAAUAACGAACCCAGCCAUGGUUGGCUUUAGACACGACCAAGGCCGAAAUUUAUUGUGGUGUUGCAUUCAUAUGGAAGCUGUAUUUUGUUGUGUAUAUUUAUGCUUAUUGCAAAUCAAAAUUUGAACAAACUGGAUAGAUCGGGAGUUUGAAGGGAACAGAAUAUCUUUCCCAAUACGCAUGGUUGUUCUAUGUUGACUUUUUCUAAAUUCUGAAUUGGAUUUGGUAUGUAUAAUUUUAUUGAAUUCAAUUCCUACUCAUCUUAUCUAUCUCACGAUUAGUUUUUUACCAA